Gamsiella multidivaricata is the source of this 540-nucleotide messenger RNA. Its product is annotated as histone-fold-containing protein. The record is from RefSeq and is a predicted model, not a curated record. Lineage: Eukaryota; Fungi; Mortierellomycota; Mortierellomycetes; Mortierellales; Mortierellaceae. Gene Ontology annotation, cellular component: CCAAT-binding factor complex; nucleus. Gene Ontology annotation, biological process: regulation of DNA-templated transcription. Bases 1 to 540 code for a protein of 179 amino acids. Gene Ontology annotation, molecular function: protein heterodimerization activity; DNA-binding transcription activator activity, RNA polymerase II-specific; DNA binding. The transcript is spliced from 2 exons.
AUGUAUGAGCAGUCUUCGACGAAUACACCAUCCGCAGCAGUGGGCUCUACCGCUACCCAGAGCUCUGCAGACCUACAGCAGCAGCAACUUCAGUUUGCGCAGGAAUUUUGGAAGGAGCAGAUUGUGACCGCAGAGCAGUUCGAUUCCGACUUUAAGAACCAUCCCCUACCGCUGGCACGUAUUAAGAAAGUUAUGAAGUCAGACCCUGAGGUCAAGAUGAUCUCGGCCGAAGCCCCGUUUCUUUUCUCAAAAGCCUGCGAGAUUUUUAUCUGCGAGAUUACACGUCGGGCUUGGUUGCAUGCCGAGGAGAACAAAAGGAGAACAUUACAGAGGAGCGAUGUUGCCAAUGCGGUCUCACGCUCAGAUCAGUUUGACUUUUUGAUUGAUAUCGUACCCCGGGAGGAGCAGCUGAAACCUUCGAAGCGGUCGACGACACGCGAGGAUGCAGUACCUAGCGUAUGUCUGUCAUUGCGCUUUUCUUUUUUAUGCUACGACAGCAGCGAAUACAUCUAUGUCGCGGAUUCAUGGGCAUCCGAUUAA